Messenger RNA from Suillus bovinus, 390 nucleotides. Its product is annotated as cytochrome P450. NCBI's taxonomy places the organism in Eukaryota, Fungi, Basidiomycota, Agaricomycetes, Boletales, Suillaceae. The record is from RefSeq and is a predicted model, not a curated record. The transcript has 2 exons. Gene Ontology annotation, molecular function: iron ion binding; monooxygenase activity; heme binding. The annotation marks the transcript as partial.
GUUGCUACAGUUGGAAUUUAUUUGGUAAAGCAGACCUUCGUCCUCAAGAAGAAUCUUGCACCAUAUCCACCUGGUCCCCGGGGGUGGCCUCUCAUCGGCAAUAUUUUAGAUAUGCCUCGCACCAAACCCUGGCUGACAUUUACUGAGUGGGGUCAGAAGUAUGGUGAUAUUACCCACAUCGAGGUUCAGGGUCGGCACAUCAUCGUGCUGAACUCUGUUAAGACUGCAAUGGAAAUGAUGGACAGCAAAAGCACUUUAUACUCUGACCGUCCUGUUAUUCCUAUGGCCGGAGAACUUGUUGGCUGGAAGGAUUCUUUGCCUUUGCUCCCAUAUGGCGACCGUUUUCGCCUGUAUCGCAGGAACUUUCAUCAGGUCAUUGGUACCCGUGCC